Cynocephalus volans (Philippine flying lemur) is the source of this 2502-nucleotide messenger RNA. RefSeq names its product basic proline-rich protein-like. The record is from RefSeq and is a predicted model, not a curated record. NCBI's taxonomy places the organism in Eukaryota, Metazoa, Chordata, Mammalia, Dermoptera, Cynocephalidae. Bases 1 to 2502 code for a protein of 833 amino acids. The transcript is spliced from 8 exons.
AUGACGACCUCAGCGCCCGCGGGAGGGGGGCCACACUCAGCGCCCCCACCCCGCCCGGCGCGCUUGGAGAGAGACGUUUUCUUUGUCUCUUUGUCAGCUCUUGGGGGGCCCCGAACCCCCAGGCCGCCACUGCAGCGGGGGGGAUCCGGACCGGCCGGCCUGCUCUCCCCUCCACCGCGACCCUCUCCCCCUCACCGGGCCCCGGACUCGUUCUGUUCUGGGCCGGGCAGGAGGCUGGAGCGGACUGGGGUGCCCGAGGUGCGGCGGCUGGACCGCGGAGUGGGGCGGAGGGGCCUCCCGGUGCCGGGACCACCACACCAGUCCCGGGUCGCCCUCGACUUUAGCUCUCAGGGCCCCGCCCCCCAACACCACCCCCUACCCCCGGCCCACGGGCCCCCUGCCUGCCCCAUCCCCCCCACCUGGGCCCCCAUCCAGCUCCCCAGCGGCGCAGCCGCGAGCCCCCGUUCUUGUGGCUCCUACGGCUCCCCCCCGGACAAAAUCUCCACCCGCUGCGGUGCCGACAGAACCCCCAUUAUAGCUUCACAUAGUCAACAAUCAGGCCCCCUCCCCCCGGCUGCGGUGCCGUUAGACACCCCCAUCAUGGAGCCUCAUCGGCGCCCCAGGCCGAAAUCCAGCCCCUUCCGAGCGAUGCCACCGGACCCCCGUGAUACCGCUCCCUACAGAGACCCCCCUAGAAUCCAGUCCCUCUCCCCAGUUGCGUUGCUGGUGGAGCCCCCCGUUACAGCGCUCCCCGAACCCCCUCCCCGGCCCCAAAUCCGUCCCCCUCCCAGUGGCCAGGCCCUCGGGCACCCCCGUGGUCGCGCCUGCCCCGGCCCCCCCAGCCGACCAUUCAGCCCCCCCGCGGCGUGCCGACAGACACCCCCAUUCCUGCGCCCCCCGCCCCCUCUCCCAGACGCCCCGGGGCGCUUACCUCGGAGCCGCGGCCGCCGCGAGUGCGCGGGCGGGAGGCGCGAGGGCGGGAGGGCGCGGGUGGGGGGUCCGUGCGCGCACCUGUCCCGGCCGGGCCGCUCAGCCGGGCAUCCCGGGUGGGGAGGGGGGCUGGGGGCGCGCGAUCUCCCCGCCCCCGGGCCCGCGGCGCGGCGCUGGGGGAGGGGGCUCAGCCCCAGCCCCGGGCGCGCUGGCGUCGGCUCCGGGGGGGGCGCUGCGCGGCGGCCGGACCGGGGGCGCGCCGCGGCCGCAUGUCCUCCGCCCGCCGCGGCCGCCGCUGCGACUCGCGGCUCCGCCACCUCCGCCCCCCCCUCCCCCAGUCGCUGCCCCCCCCACCCCCCACCGAAGCCGGGCUGGAGCCGCGGAAAACCCGGCCCGGAGUUUGGGCGUCGCGGAGCGGAGGGCGGAGCAGGGUGGUGGGCUUCACUGGGCCGCCCCAACUUCCGAUGGAACUCCGUGGUCCGGAUGGCCCCUCCGAUAGGAGCAUCUCUCCAGGUGGAUGUGACCGAGGAUGUCUCCCCCACUGGUCGGGGUGGCAUACUGUUCCCCUCCACAUCUCCAGUAUACACGCUGCGCUCCCGUCCUGCUCCGGCCGGGCCGAUUCCAGUGCGGGUUUUGCGGGCGCCCGCGGCCACCGACACCUUCGUCCCAGCGCGGCCCGGGCUGCGGCCCCGGGUCCGAGGGGGAGACCCCGAGGGGGAUCAGGAGGCCUCGGAGCCCCGGGGAUGGGGUGAGGCGGGGCUCUGCCCUUACAGCCUGGCGCCUCCCAUCGGCGCCCCCUGCCUCGCCGCCCCGCUGUGUGACUCCCGCCGGUCCCUGUCCCUCUCUGGGCCCGGCUGGGGCCAAGCCGGUGGGCAGCCGCUCGGAAGGGGUCGCCUGGGUCCCGCCCCCUCCCCCGGCAGCCCCUGGCCUCGGUUUCCCCGGCCAGAACGGCAGCUGCUCAGGCGGCAGAUGCGACAGCUAAAUCCGCCCAGCUGGUCCCUCCGCGGAGCUAACCGCCUAGAGCCUCUGGGUGGGGGGGAUGGUGCUGAACCCCCACACCUGUUCCAGCAGGAGCCCGCUGCGGGCGAGGGGGAGGCCUCCCCUUCUGGAGCUGCUGUGGGGGAGGGGCUAAGCCCCCUCCCUUCCCUGGAGGCCUCCUGCCCCCUCUCCUUUCCGUCUGAUCCCCCUUCUCUAAGUACCCCCCUCUUGGAACCCCCUUUCCCUGCACACCAAACCCUGAGCCGCCUCGUUCCCAGGCCCCCCAAGGCCCCGAGCCCCGCCUGUCCCCCUCCUCCUCCCGCCUGCUCAUUGUCCUGGAUCUGCGUCCCAGCGGCUGGGCGGGCAGGGGUCUGCAUGCAGGGCCGGGAGCUGCCUGCUACCCACCCGUCUCUGGGCAACGCUGGCAAAUAUGGAGCACUGGACACAGAGACAGCGCUGUUCCCUGGGAGGGGACAGAGGGCACAAGACUGUGUAGACCACCCAGAGCUCCCUGACAGUGGGGGAUUCUCUAACUGUGCCUGUCAGGAAAAUCCCCAGAGACUGCAGAUCAAAGCCCCCACUGCCCCACCUUGA